Messenger RNA from Ceratina calcarata, 1509 nucleotides. RefSeq names its product Seryl-tRNA synthetase, mitochondrial (gene SerRS-m). Gene Ontology annotation, molecular function: ATP binding; serine-tRNA ligase activity. The record is from RefSeq and is a predicted model, not a curated record. The transcript is spliced from 4 exons. Gene Ontology annotation, biological process: seryl-tRNA aminoacylation. The coding region runs from base 141 to 1409 and encodes 422 amino acids. NCBI's taxonomy places the organism in Eukaryota, Metazoa, Arthropoda, Insecta, Hymenoptera, Apidae.
AGGAUUUAUUAUUUUUCUACUUGUUUAAAACAAAAUGAACGUUUGUAAAAUAUUAUUUAUAAGAGCACAGAUUUAAAAGGUUAACUACUACCUGAUCGGUAGCAUUUGAUGCACGUGUUUAUAUUGCUUGCAUUUUCAAAAUGUGGCUCCCUAAGCAAUUUGUUAGACAACAAUUUUAUAGAAAAACUUUGCUUAAAAAACUAUCCACUCAAUGUGAUGUAAAUGCAAUACAACAUGUACCAGAACCAGAAUAUAAUAUUGAUUUUAUAUGUAAUCCAGCCAAUAGAGAUAUUAUUUUUAAUAAUAUAAAACUAAGGAAAGGUAUGGGCGAUAUUGACAAAGUACUCGAGUUUUCAAACAAACCCGAACUAAGAGAUUCUCUAAUGCACGAGUUAAAUAGAAUACCAAAUCAAACCCAUCCAGCGGUUUUAGCUUAUGAUAAAGAACCACAGUUGUUAAAAGAACAUGGACAAAAGCCAGAAUUUGAUUUUAAACCACAGGAGUUUUCAAAGUUAGUUACAGGCUUACAGGCCUUGAGGAGUCAGUAUUUGGGUCCUUUAAUAGGGCAACGAGGAUACAUGCUUGUAGGAGAUUUGGCUGAUUUGGAGGAGGCGUUGAUUCAUUAUACAGUGAAGAAGUUGAUGAAACAUGGUUUUAAGCUUGUCUCUGUACCAGAUAUUAUCCCUACAGAAGUUAUUGAAAGAUGUGGAUUUUUAACGGACCAUGGGAGGACUCUUGUAUAUAAUUUAGAUCCUUUUUACGGAGGGUAUUACAGCUUAUCUGGAACAGCAGAAAUGUCUUUAGCAUAUAAAGUAAUGAACACAGUGUUUGAUGCCUCAGAUUUACCAUUGAAAAUGGCUGCUGUAAGCAGAUGCUUUAGAGCAGAAGUAUCCAAUCUUGUAGAAGAAAGAGGUAUCUACAGGGUUCAUCAGUUUACGAAAGUCGAGAUGUUUAUCUGUUCGAAACAUGAGGAGUCUGAAAAACAAUUCCAAGAACUUCAAGAUAUUGAAGAAGAUUUAUUUUCCUCUCUCAAUUUACAUUUUAAAGUACUUGAUAUGCCACCUCACGAGUUGGGAGCGCCAGCAUAUAGGAAAGUUGAUAUGGAAGGUUGGAUGCCAGGAAGAGAACUAUAUGGAGAACUAUCUAGCUGCAGUAAUUGUACCGAUUAUCAAUCACGGCGACUUGGCAUUAAAUACAAGGCGGAAAAUGGAGAACUCUUACAUGUCCAUACUUUAAAUGGAACUGCUUGUGCUAUACCUCGCAUGUUGAUCGCACUUUGCGAAACAUACCAAACGAAACAUAGCCGUAUCCGUGUUCCUGAAGUUUUAAUUCCUUACAUGAAGGGAAAGGACCUUAUUAAGAAGCAGCCCGUUGCAAGCUCGAGACCUUAUAAAUAUAAAUCUGAUUAAAACAACUGUUUCUUUCUUUUGAAUUGUUCGUAUUUAAAAUCACGUUUUGUAACUGGAACGUUGUAAUGAUAAUCUACUAAAUGAAUUAAAUGUAGGAAAU